Molecule: messenger RNA, 2785 nt
Organism: Carcharodon carcharias (great white shark)
Lineage: Eukaryota; Metazoa; Chordata; Chondrichthyes; Lamniformes; Lamnidae
Product: protein PHTF1-like
Exons: 18
Coding region: 127-2172 (681 amino acids)
Cellular component (GO): endoplasmic reticulum
Source: RefSeq, a predicted model, not a curated record
CCGCCGCCGCCGCCGCCGCCGCUUCAGUUUGAGGCCGAGGCCGAGGCCGAGGCCCAGGCCCAGGCCCAGCUCCCGGGCCCGGGCGGCGGCUCCAGAUAAGAUGAGUCACUGGUGAUUGAGAGCCAAAUGGCCUCAAAAACAACUGAUACCAUAACAUGGUACCAAAGAAAGAUUGGAGCAUAUGAUCAACAGAUCUGGGAAAAGUCCAUCGAGCAAACCGAGAUUAAGGGACUGCGAAGCAAACCAAAGAAGACAGGCCGAAUAAAGUCUGACCUAAUAGAUGUCGACCUUGUAAGAGGAUCGACAUUUGUCAAAGCGAAACCUGAAAGUCCGUGGACGUCUUUAACUCGGAAGGGAAUAGUGCGAGUGUUGUUCUUUCCGUUUUUCUAUCAGUGGUGGAUCCAGGUAACCUCGUUGGGUACCUUCACAUGGCUACUGCUCCUCUACCUCUUGGAAGUGGUGACGGUUGGUCUGUAUUUGCUGAUGCCAGUUUUGUACAUCAGUGAACUUAUUAGUCCCAUAGUUCUGAUGCUGCUGCUGGGGACAGUUCACUGCCAGAUAGUCUCAACCCAGCGACAUUCUGCUUCACCCUCAAAUGGAGGCAGAUGCAGGAGGGCAACACAGACAAGAAACCUGUCGAGGAAAGUUGGACGAUGCACUAUAGGCCCUGGACCUAACUCCGGGAGAGGUUCUGCAAAUCGGUGUUCGGAUGAGAAUUCGAGCGAGGACACAGAGAGCCAGUCGCGAUGGUUGUCACUUCAGCAAAGCGGGGAAAUGACUUUGAACGACUGCACCUUACGGCUUAGAAGACGAACACAGGCCAAAACCCUGGGAGCAGCAGAGGGCGGAGAAAUAAUUCCGAGAUGGGAGAUUCCAAAACGAGACUCUGACAGUUUACUGGACUCUGAAAUUGAAUCUACUGCCCCAAUCCAGGAUGGUUCAAAGUCCUACGUGAACUUAAGCUCCUUGAGUUGCAGUACCCCCCAGCAGGAUUUGGAUAGCAGCCAGCACGGCUCGGAGACCGAGGACAUGCUGUGGGAUGACCUCCUGAAUGGCCCGCGGUGCCAUUCCUCCUACACCAGUGAGAGUGAGUGUGAGGGUGUACAGAGAGUGACUCUGCCCAAGAAAGCAUCUAUGGAAGAGCCAUACCAACAGAACCAUUUGCACUGGCUGUAUAGCACCAGCCCGAGCUCGCAGCGAGUCAGCGCCAUAAUCUGGGAAGGAAACGACUGUAAAAAGUUCGACAUGUCCGUCCUGGAGAUUAGCGGAAUGAUCAUGAAGCGGGCCAGUACCUUUGAGCAGGAUAAUGGUUACCGGAUCCUGGGAUACUUGGUGACUGCCGUCCUCACCCUGCUACCCUUCGCAUUCCGCCUCUUCCAGCAAAAGGACGUGGAGCAGCUGGCCUCGUACUCCAUCACGGAGCUGCUGGCUGUUGCCUGUGGUGCAAAACCUGAUGGGUUGCUCAUCGCCCUGGUGCUCAUUAAUGUUUUGGAACGGUUCUGUCUGAUGUGGAUGGUUUUCUUCAUUCUGUGUGUGGCAGAGAAAACGUACAAACAGCGAUUCCUGUUUGCCAAGCUCUUCAGUCAUCUGACAUCAGCCAGGAAGGCUCGUAAGUCUGAGAUUCCUCAUUUUAGGCUGAAGAAGGUGCAGAAUAUUAAGAUGUGGCUGUCACUGCGUUCUUACCUGAAGAGGCGGGGCCCACAGCGCUCAGUUGACGUCAUUGUUUCAUCGGCGUUCUUACUCACUCUGUCCAUCGCUUUUGUCUGCUGUGCUCAGAUUCUUCACGGCCACAUGAGCUUUUUGGAUUCUCUGUAUAACUGGGAGCUAUUGAUCUGGGGAGCAGCUUUGGCGGUUUUCCUGCUGAGGUUGGUCACACUGGGAUCAGAGGUCAGCAGGAAAUACAAUAAUGUUUCCAUAUUGCUCACAGAACAGAUCAACUUGUAUCUUAAGAUGGAGACAAAACCCAACAAGAAGGAACAGCUCUCUAUUGUUAAUAAUGUACUAAAACUCGCCACAAAGUUGCUGAAGGAGCUGGACUCUCCUUUCAGGGUGUAUGGACUGACAAGGAACCCACUGUUGUACAACAUUACGCGGGUCGUCAUUCUGUCUGCGGUGUCUGGCGUGAUCAGUGAUCUGCUGGGCUUCAAUCUCAGGCUGUGGAAGAUUAAGUGACCUGGGGAUUCGAGUGAAGUUGCAGGACAAUGAGACAUUUGUUUGCUGAAGCAUGAGAGAUGGAGGAGAGAAUCUAUUGGUCUGGCUGGAAUAAGUUUCUCCUGCCAGCUCCUUCUGAUAAUUUAUCUCCCACUUCCUACCUGCUCCAUACAAUUUUUUUAGGGGAGGAGUUGAGGCAGAUCAGCCAUAAUCUUAUUGAAUGGUGGAGCAGGCUCAACGUCGCAAAAUGCACAGCAGGUCAGGCAGCAUCUGUGGAGAGAGGUCUGUGAUUAGGGUGCAGGGCAGGACCGGACCUAUUUACAUUUCUAUCUUUCCUCAGUUCUGAUGCAGGAUCAUUGAUCUGAAAUGUUAACUCUUUCUCUCCACAGAUGAUGCAUAUUUUCUGCUGUAAUUGCCACCACUCUUUCCCCAACUUGUAUCUCCUGUUCUAGGUAGUGGCCUGAGCUGCUUCUGCCUCACCCCCAAGCUGGAACUUGAGGCUGACAGUGUAAAUAUUAAGGACAAGUUGCUGCUAACUGCAUGUUAUUUUAUUAGGAGUUGUAUGAAUCAGUCUUCAAUUUGUUGCACACUGUAAACUGUAUGUUUCUCUCUAAAUAUACUCCAGCAACCACCA